Rotaria sp. Silwood1 is the source of this 1593-nucleotide messenger RNA. Lineage: Eukaryota; Metazoa; Rotifera; Eurotatoria; Philodinida; Philodinidae. The record is from the annotation of a GenBank genome assembly.
AUGGCCACUCCUAUCCCACCAACUGAUCACUUCCAUACAAAAUUUGAUGAUAUGACUGUUGAAAUUUUCUGUCUUGUCUGGCUCGACGCCAAUAUCAAUGAAACUCGAGAUACAGAACGAAAAUUACGUUCAAUCAUUAAUCAUCUUAAGAAAUUUCAAGAUGUGAAAGAAUGUCAAAAAUUUAUUGAAGAACGAUCAAAAGAUGAACGAGUAGUUAUGAUUGUUAGUGGUCGAUUGGGACGAGAAAUAGUUCCUUCUAUUCAUAAAUUUCGACAAGUUAUAUCGAUCUAUGUGUACUGCAUGGAUAAGGAAGGUAACGAAAAAUGGGCUCGCAAUUUCGCAAAAGUAAAAGCUGUUUGUGUUGACCUUGAUGAACUUAUAGUUCGAAUUACAGCUGAUCACAGAAUCCAGAAAAAAGUUGAAGAACCUCUAUCAAUUAAUAUUUUUACGACCAGUCCGAGCUCAGGUAAAUCAACAACAGGUUUAAAUGGUCAAUUUGUUUUUUCUCAAGUUCUAAUUGAUUGUCUUCUACGACUAAAAUACACUAAAGAAGACAAAAAGGAACUUAUUGAAUUAUGUAAACAACAAUAUCAAGGUAAUAGCUUCGAAUUGAACAAUAUUCGUGAAUUUCAACAAGAUUAUUCAUCUAACAAUGUUCUAUGGUGGUAUUCACGAGAAACAUUCUUUUAUAAGACUCUAAAUGCAGCUCUUCGUAAGCAAGAUAUUCAUUUUAUGCUUUUGUUUCGUGCAUAUAUCUUGGAUAUUCAUCGACAACUAAAAGCCCAUCAAGCUAAACAUUCCUUGCGAGUUUAUCGUAGUCAAAUGAUAUUGAAUGAUGAACUAAAAACAUUGAAAGAGAACCGUGGUCAAUUCAUUUCAAUAAAUUCAUUUUUUUCCACCAGUACCGAUAAACAGCAGGCUCUUUCAUUUCUCAAUGCUACUAAUGAUACAGAUAAUUUAGUACCAGUAUUAUUUGAAAUUGAUGCUAACCCUAAUGUGGCCAUUACAAAACCAUUUGCUGAUAUUAGUUCACAAUGUGAAUAUAAAGAUGAAUGCGAAGUCCUAUUUAUGUUGGGCUCUAUUUUUCGUCUGGAUAAUAUCAAACGCAGUAGCGAUGGCCAAGUAUGGAUCAUUCAAAUGACAUUUUGCAGUGAUGAUGAACAUGAUUUAAGACAAGUUCUCAUGGAUAUGAAAGAGCAAUUUAUUAGUGGAGAAACAAGUCUUCAAACAUUAGGAAAAAUAUUGUGGGAGAUGGGAAAACCUAAUCUGGCUGAAAAAUAUUUUAUUCGCUUGUUAGAACAACUCCCAGCCAAUGACUCAUUACGUCGUCAUCUAUAUCAAGAUCUUGGCAGACUAGCAUCACACGUCGGUGACUUGGACAAAAGUAUGGAAUGGCGUCAAAAAGCUCUCGACUUCAAAAAACAAAGUCAACCAGCUGGCAGUUCAAGUACUCGUCAAACAACUAAUAUUAAGGAUUCUCCCCAAACAAGUCAGUCUACAGCCAGCGCCGCUGCUAUGUCGAAAAUUACAAUAUCACCACAUAAGUCAUCAUCAAAACCUGAUCCAACGCCAAAAUCAGGUAUGCUUCUUUGA